GCCCCCAUGGGGCACGGUGCAAGGAAACUGACCCAAGCCCGUGUGCUUAACGAGAGUAACGACAUUUUGCAAGAAGGGAAAAGAGCUGAGGCUCAGUGGGAGGAGGAACGGUGCCAUGGAUGAAACAAACUGACAACAACAAUUUGUUAGAUUCAUUUUGUUGACUUUUUUCAUCAUCUCCGCUUAAUCCCACUGAGAGGGGAGCUGUGCACGCCAUAAUGGAAACAAUCCUUCUUCUCAUUGGGGUCUGUUGUAUCAUCAUGCUUCUGCUAAAGCCACAAAGGCCCAAGAAUUUCCCACCAGGUCCGGAGCCGCUUCCAGUAUUUGGGAAUGUUCUGCAGCUGAGCAUGAAGAACCCGGUGAGAGACCUUGAGGAGUUGUCUGGGCGUUACGGAAAAGUGUACAGCCUGUUCCUGGGUUGGAGGCCGGCGGUGGUGAUCCACGGCCUGCAGGCUGUCAGGGAGGCUCUGGUGACUCGGGCUGUGGACUUUGCUGGACGACCACAAGGCAUGAUGAUCAACCAUGUGACUGAGAACAAAGGGCUGAUCAUGGGUAACUAUGGAGCUGUGUGGCGAGAACACAGAAGAUUUGCUCUGGCCACCAUGAAAAACUUUGGCCUUGGGAAAAGAUCCAUGGAGGAAAGGAUCCUGGAGGAGACCACUCACAUCUGUAACUGCCUGGAGAAGAGCCAAGGCAGGCCGGUGGAUCCUCUGUCUUUGAUCCACAGUGCUGCGUCCAACAUCAUCUGCUCUGUCCUUUUUGGGCAGCGCUAUGACUACAACGACGACGUGCUCGCCUUUAUUAUCAACAGCUUCAAGGAAAACGCACAGAUCGCCAAUGGAGCCUGGGCUGCGAUUUAUGAUACGUUUCCUCUCCUGAGACGGUUGCCGCUGCCCUUUCAGAAGGUCUUCAAGAACUACAGAGAUUUGAAGAUGCACACUCAGGCCAUAGUGGAGCAGCACAAACACACGCGCGUUCCUGGAAAGCCUCGCGAUGUUGUCGACUGCUAUCUGGACGAGAUGGACAAGAGGGCACCAGAUGGUGGCUUGCUGGAUGAGGAGAGGCUGGUGAUGCUGCUGCUGGACCUCCACUUUGCUGGGACUGACACCAGCUCCAACAGCAUCCUCUCUGCCAUUCUCUACCUGGCCACACACAGUCACAUACAGGCUCAGUGUCAGAGAGAGAUAGACAGGGUCCUGGGGGAGAGUUUGAGCGUCUCAUUUGAGGAUCGCCACAGGAUGCCCUUUCUGAUGGCGACCAUUCACGAAACACAGCGCCUGGCCAACAUCGCUCCACUAGGGGUGUUUCAUGCCACCACCAGGGAUACUAAGUUGAUGGGUUAUGACAUCCCUGAGGGCACCCUCAUCAUCACCAACCUUACGUCUGUGCUCUUCGAGAGCACCAGCUGGGAGCGGCCAAAUGACUUCUACCCCGGCCACUUCUUAGAUGAAGACGGGCAGUUUGUGAAGCCUGAUGCCUUCCUGGCCUUCUCAGCUGGUCCUCGUGUUUGUCUUGGGGAGCUUUUGGCACGCAUGGAGCUCUUCCUCAUCCUGGUUUCUCUUUUGCGUCGCUUCCUGUUGGUGUGGCCCGAGGACGCUGCAAGGCCCGAUCUAACACCCGUGUUUGGGGGCAUCCAGUCACCGAGGCCUUACAGAGUGACUUUCAGACUGAGAGCAAAACCAUGUUGAAGUCUCACAGAACAACCUCACAUUAGACUCUGAGUCCGAUGUGUAUGUAUGUUUAUCCAUUGUAUAUUUGCCUUUUCGUUCUUUAAUAAAGGUGAGCCAAACUCAA
Molecule: messenger RNA, 1794 nt
Organism: Myripristis murdjan (pinecone soldierfish)
Lineage: Eukaryota; Metazoa; Chordata; Actinopteri; Holocentriformes; Holocentridae
Product: cytochrome P450 2D15-like
Exons: 9
Coding region: 219-1688 (489 amino acids)
Biological process (GO): xenobiotic metabolic process
Cellular component (GO): cytoplasm; intracellular membrane-bounded organelle
Molecular function (GO): heme binding; iron ion binding; oxidoreductase activity, acting on paired donors, with incorporation or reduction of molecular oxygen, reduced flavin or flavoprotein as one donor, and incorporation of one atom of oxygen
Source: RefSeq, a predicted model, not a curated record